This is a messenger RNA of Melanotaenia boesemani (Boeseman's rainbowfish), 1602 nucleotides long. RefSeq names its product protein phosphatase 1 regulatory subunit 37. The coding region runs from base 1 to 1350 and encodes 449 amino acids. Gene Ontology annotation, molecular function: protein binding. Lineage: Eukaryota; Metazoa; Chordata; Actinopteri; Atheriniformes; Melanotaeniidae. The record is from RefSeq and is a predicted model, not a curated record. The transcript is spliced from 11 exons.
AUGACUCGCUGUAGUGACAGCAAUGAGCAGAACGAGGACAGUGGAGAAAAACCCAACAAAGGCCGGAAGAAGAAAAACAAAGGAGGAAAACAUGUGUCGUUCCCCCCUGAUGAACAGAUAGUGUCCGGCUUUGCAGAGCACAGGGAAACAGAGCGAGCAGCUGAUGGCUCCAUCACCCUGGCGGAUGUGAUGUUGGCCUACCAGCAGAGCUGCAGCAAACACCAGGUCCAGCCCAUAGACAGCAUCCUGCAGCAGCUCCAGCAGGGUGUGUGUGUAGGUGGUGGCGUUGAACGUCUGGAUCUCAAAGGUGAGCGAUUAGACCACCGCUCCUGUGAAGCUCUGGAAGUCGUCCUGAAAUCGCUGCACUUUGAUUUCAUCAAUCUGCAGGCGGCCCAACUGGAGGAAAAUGGAGCCUCGUCCUUGCUGGAUAUGAUUUUGUACUAUGAAUCUACAACAUAUCUUGACAUUUCUGACAACGGCAGUCUGGGAACGUCGGCUUGGAGGGCCCUCGCUCAUUUGAUAAAGCAGAGUGUGUGUCUGUCCAGGCUGGAUGUGUGCAACGUGUCCCUGGUGGACUACCCGGUUCAGUCUCUGUCCAAAGCUCUGCUGACCAGCCGGCUCGCAGUGCUGCACCUUCACAACGCCCAGCUCAGCGGGAGGCCUCUGUACACACUGGUUGGAGCUCUGAGGACAAACAGAACUUUGCAGGAGCUUCAUCUUUCCAACAACCUGUUGAACAGCUACCAGGACGCCUUACACCUGGGAGACCUGCUGCGACACAACAGCACUCUGCACACCCUGCAGCUCAGCAACAACAUUGUCGGAGAUGCUGGGUUGGAGGAGCUGUGUGACGGUCUGUCCAAGCAGACUGAAGGUCUGAAGGUCUUACUGCUCAGGAACAACCAGAUCACUGAGAGAGGCAUGGAGCACCUGGCCAAAGCUCUGCCAGUUCUGAAGGUCCUGCAAGUCCUGGACCUGGGGGAAAACCUCCUGGGGAACGAGGGGAUCCAGGUGAUCCGGGAACCGCUGAUGGUGAACAGCUCGGUGCUUCAGCUCGGCCUGACCCGAAUCAGCAUCACCUGUGAAGGUGCUGUGGCGCUAGCUGAGAUCCUCGCUGAGAGCCGUCACCUACAGAAACUAGACCUCCGUCAGAACCAGGUGAGACUUGGAGGCCUGAUGGCCCUCAGCCUGGCCCUGAGGAUCAACCGCUCUCUGGCCACUCUGGAUGUGGAUGCAGUGCCUCCACAGGAGCAGGACGAGUUUCUGGUGGAGACUCAGACGAGGCUUCAGUCUGAGAUCAGCCAGCGCUGCCUCGCCAACGCCAGACGCCUCGAAGCCUCCGAGACCUGAACGCAUGAGCCGACUCACAAGCACGCGGAUACAUGCAAAUAAUAACGCCACAGCCACCAUAAAACUCCACAUCUGAGUAAUAGAAUGAGGACAUCUCCUAGAUGGAACAUCCGCCUCUAAUAUUCCCACCUUCCACCUUCCACGAAGGAAUUCUGCACGGCCUCUUCGUACAGAAGUUAGCAGGAAAGGAAGGAACCUGAACCACUUCAGGCCUGUUUGUCUGCAGCACUUCCCAAACUUUUUUCCCUGAGG